AUGUCCGAGCAUCAUGGCUCAAGCUCCCCUGAGGAGACGUCGAGUGAACAUGAGUCUGCGUCUGUCACCUCCAUUGACGACGAUGGCGAGCUCUCCACACCAUAUCUCCACCUGAAGGCCCCUUGGACACCGCCACGACCACGAUCAGCUGCCGACGUCGGACCCAUCUUCCCGUUCUCGCUGCUGUCGGCCUGCAGUGCCCAAGGGCGAGCUGUCACCAUGUGUCAGUACGCGCGCUCCAUGGCCGCACAGGACACGGCGAGCAGCGUUAAGAGCAGGACCAGACUGAGAGGUGACGCGGUGGGGUGCCCACGCGACUGGACCCUGAACUCCGUCAUCGCAGCACUCGUCUGCAGGAGGUCCGCCGUGCUUGCAAAAUGCACCACCACCACAUUCGGCCAUGCGAGAAGCGCGUCGAGUAGCAAUGGCAUUGGCGAGGGCGCGCCUGGAGACACACGCACACCGGCCCUGUCGCACCGCAUGAAGCACGACAAGUCGAUUCUCGCGCUUGCCGUGUCCUCGCAGUAUAUUUUUGCCGGCACACAGGGAGGCGAGCUACUCGUCUACAGCCUCGACACGUACGAGCGCCGGCGCGUCAUUCAGGCACACAAGGGCAGCGUACUCGGUCUGUGUCUGUCGCAAGACCAGCAAUUUCUCUUCUCCAGUGCUACAGACCCCAUCAUCAAUGUCUGGUGCACCUCCACCUUCCGCCAUCUCUACGCCCUCUGGUCGCCCUACGAUGUCGGCGACAUCUUCUGCGUCGCGUACUCGUCUAUUCACCGUACCGUCUAUCUCGGUGCACAAAACACCAGUAUACAAUGGUAUGAUCUGAAGGAGAAGGACACCCGCCCGCGACCUGAACUCGCGUCACACCCCUCACAACGCAAGAACCGCUUUUUCGAUUCGCUAGGCCCCGGCGGCGCGCAGACACCAAAACCGUUGGGUGCAGAUACGAAGCCACGAGAUGCCGUGGGCGGGCAGGAGCUCCAGAUCGACAGCCAGGACAUCUGCCAGUUUGCACAUUUUGGCUACGUCCACUGCAUGCUCUUGGGCACCGGCAUUUUGCCGGAAGCUCCUUCAGAAGAGGUGUUGGUCUCUGGAGGAGGCGACGGGCGCAUUCUGCUUUGGCGUAUAGAUUCAGCGAGAGGAGGCUCCAUCUCCAACAUUUGUGCACUCGAGGACGGCAGAGAAGAGGGCGAGUCAAUCUUGUCCUUGGCCCGUGAAGGCUCUUUCCUCUACAGCGGACGAUUCGAUGGCGAGGUCAAUGUCUGGGACCUGGAAACGCGCCAGCUGGUCAGAAGUCUGAAAGCCAAUACCGGCGACGUCCACACUCUCACACUGGGGGCAGGCGUUCUUUUCGCCGGCGGCAAGUCUGGCGUCGUACAUAAAUUCAACGAGCAUUACGAAACCAUGUCAACGUUCAAAGCGCACAACGGAGUGAUCCUAGCAUCUGCAUACACAACGUACAACGACAAACCCACGUUGGUGACUGGUGGCAAUGACAACACAAUCGUCAUAUGGGAAGUGCGGGAUUGCGCAGAGCCUACGGCCGCCACACGAAGAAGCAAUAACGAUCUCAUGGUAGAAUCACUCAGCCAAUUUGUCAACUUCCGGACAGUCUCAUCGCUGCCCAAGUAUCGAGCCGACUGCCGGCGAGGCGCAUCUUACUUGCGCUCGGUGUUCCAGAACUUUGGUGCCGUCACUGAGAUGAUCAACACGAGCGAGCCAUACAAUCCGAUCGUAUUUGCCAAGUUUAGAGGCAACCCUGCAACAGCUGCGUCGCGGAAGAAGAUUCUCUUCUACGGUCACUACGAUGUCAUACCUGCCGAGAACGAGCACGGAAAAUGGAAGCAUGAUCCUUUCACGCUCACUGGCGAGGGUGGCUACUUGUAUGGCAGAGGCGUGUCUGACAACAAAGGCCCAAUUAUGGCCGCCAUAUAUGCCGCACACGAGCUAGCGAACGAGCAAAGUCUUGAUGCUGACAUCAUCUUCCUGAUUGAGGGUGAGGAAGAAAGCGGCUCUCGUGGGUUUGAGAAAGCCGUGCAGGCGAGGAAAGACCUGAUUGGCGAUGUAGACUGGAUUCUGUUGGCCAACAGCUACUGGCUCGACGAUCACGUACCGUGUAUCACAUAUGGCCUGCGUGGUGUCAUUCACGCCACGGUCCAGGUCGAGAGUGAACAUCCAGAUCUGCAUAGCGGUGUCGACGGUAGUGCGCUGCUCGACGAGCCGCUGAAAGAUCUUGUCAUGCUCCUGGCCAAACUUACUGGCCGCCAUGGUAAGGUCCAGAUCCCUGGCUUCUACGACCCCAUCCUUCCCCUUGCAGCAGGUGAGAAGGAGCUUUACACCGAGAUCACCCAGACCCUACUACGCAACAACCCCGACCUUGGCGACCCAGAAGAGCUCGCUCAGUCUCUGAUGCGCAGAUGGCGCGAAGCCUCCCUAACCAUCCACCGCUUCCAAACCUCCGGCCCGGAGAAUUCCACCAUCAUCCCACGUCUUGCCAAAGCCGCCCUCUCAAUCCGUCUGGUUCCCAACCAAGAAGCCGCUGACGUGGCCUCCUCGCUGCAAAACUUCCUCGCCACCGAAUUUGCCGCCCUCGACUCCAAGAACCACCUCUCCACCACCAUCGACCACGUCGCCGAACCAUGGCUUGGCGACCACUCAAACCAGAUCUUCCAGACCCUCGAGCGCGCUAUCACCGCCGUCUGGGCGCCGACCCUGCAGCGCCCCGCUACAAGUUCCGCCUCUCAUGCUUCCCCCCCAAAGCCGUUCCUGCCCACGUCUAACACGCUCGCUAACAGCCCCGACCCGUCGCCGACAACGGAGGCGCCAUCUGUUGUAAAGCCCCUGUAUAUCCGCGAGGGCGGCAGCAUUCCCAGUAUCCGCUUCCUGGAGAAGCAGUUCGGGGCGCCGGCAGCGCAUUUGCCGUGCGGGCAGGCGAGUGAUAGUGCGCAUUUGGAUAAUGAGAGACUGAGGUUGGUGAAUCUGUUCAAUAGUAAGAAGAUCUUUAAGAGGGUGUUUUGGGAGUUGCCAAGGAAAUAG
This is a messenger RNA of Boeremia exigua, 3042 nucleotides long. RefSeq lists its product as uncharacterized. Gene Ontology annotation, molecular function: peptidase activity; protein binding. The transcript has 7 exons. Lineage: Eukaryota; Fungi; Ascomycota; Dothideomycetes; Pleosporales; Didymellaceae. The record is from RefSeq and is a predicted model, not a curated record. Gene Ontology annotation, biological process: proteolysis; glutathione catabolic process. The coding region runs from base 1 to 3042 and encodes 1013 amino acids.